Messenger RNA from Pungitius pungitius (ninespine stickleback), 1294 nucleotides. It is a transcript of the gene fam221a, whose product is annotated as family with sequence similarity 221 member A. The record is from RefSeq and is a predicted model, not a curated record. The coding region runs from base 1 to 1029 and encodes 342 amino acids. NCBI's taxonomy places the organism in Eukaryota, Metazoa, Chordata, Actinopteri, Perciformes, Gasterosteidae. The transcript has 6 exons.
AUGUACAUAUUUGCUACUACUAAUGUUAACGUUAUUUUUAGUUUCAUUAACGUUAGACCAAACAUUCCUUUUAUCCUUUCCCUGUCUUUCCCUUGUGAGGCGUCCCUCGUAUCGACCGUUACAGGGACGCCUACAAACAUCUCCAUGGCAACUAACGUUUGCUGCGGUACACAGAAGUUUCCAGCUGCGAAAGACCUCAAACGGAUGAAUCAACGGAUAUUCGUUGCUGGUCCCAUGGAGAAAAUAUGUUUAGACAAUUCAGCUCUACGAGCAGUCGAUGAUUAUUGCGAGUACAAAAGAAUUGUGGGUGAUGAUGACGGAGGACAACUAUUCACUCCAGAGGAAUACGAGGAGUACAAAAAGAGGAUGCUCCCUCAGCGAGCGAAAAACAGGCUAUAUGUCAGCUUUGGGGUCCCAGGAGGUAUCGACUGCAAACUCAUUGGCCCCGAGACACAGUGCUUCUGCUCACACAGGUACAAGCAACACAGGACCGACUUUGAGGCGGUGCCCUCUGAGCGGCCCCUGUCCCUACCAUGUCAGGUCAGAGGGUGUCACUGCUCUGCCUACCAGUAUGUUCCCAGGAUUGGGCCAAAUCCAGUCCGCUGCAGGUGUAAACACUUUCCUCAGGAUCACAGUGAAGCUACUGGCCACUUGUGCAAUAAGUGCAGUUCCUGUUCUGGAUUCAAGAGCCCCUCCACCUGUGGGUGUGGUCAGCCCUGCUCUGCCCAUCAGACACUGGUUGAGACCAAACUAGAGCGAGAAUCACGUGGUCGGCCUACAGGCAGGGAUGUCCAUUAUGCUGCUAUGGGGGGGCUGACGGGGUUCAGCUCCUUAUUGGAUGGCUAUCUCUCUUUGGAAGCAAGCGGCUCAGAUCAAGACAGAGAAAAUGUCUGCCAGCCAAGAAUCUCUGCAUCAAGGAUCAAAGUAACGUCUACCAAAGCGUCAAUCUCUGUUCACCGUAAGAGAGAGACCAAAAAACAGGGAACAGCGACAUUGGACUCAGAGGGCAUCCGUCAAAGCGUCUAUUAACUCUGGGUCAAGAUUAACAAUGCAAAUAAAUGAUAUACAGUAUCUCUUCUGAUCUGCAAGAUUUCAUUCUAACUUCUAACAUAGUUGAGGUAUUUUGUUUUUCAGUGAAGUGUCUGUCUUUGUUAGUGUCGUGACGGAGGGGUACAAGCAACUGUCAGCAACAGUAGUUAUUAAAUCCCACUGAAAGUGUAUUGAUCCAAUCAGAGCAUGGGAGCGUCACAAUGGUGAUACAGUCAAAUGUAGAAAUCUGCCUGAAUACAUUCUG